GCACUCAUCUUCAAGUACUGGAGAUAGAAGAGGCCAACUGAUCUCAGCUGUGAGUAGCUAAUUUGGCCCUUGAGCCUUGGAGCCUUGGAACCUUGGAGACCCAGGCGUUUGAAAACUCAAUGAGUGGACCUUUCCCAGCAGAGCCUACAAAAGGUCCCCUCGCCAUGCAACCUGCUCCAAAAGUGAACCUCAGAAGGACAUCUUCACUGGUGGGCCCCACACAAAGCUUCUUCAUGAGGGAAUCAAAGGCUUUGGGGGCUGUCCAAAUCAUGAAUGGCCUCUUCCAUAUUUCCCUGGGGGGACUGCUGAUGAUCCCCACGGGGGUCUUCGCACCCAUCUGUUUGAGUGUAUGGUACCCUCUCUGGGGAGGCAUUAUGUACAUUAUUUCAGGAUCACUCCUGGCAGCUGCAGCAGAAAAAACCUCCAGGAAAAGUUUGGUCAAAGCAAAAGUGAUAAUGAGCUCUCUAAGCCUCUUUGCUGCCAUUUCUGGAAUAAUUCUUUCAAUCAUGGACAUACUUAACAUUACACUUUCUCACUUUUUAAAAAUGAGAAGACUGGAGCUUAUUCAAACUUCCAAGCUAUAUGUUGAUAUCUACGACUGUGAGCCAUCUAAUUCCUCAGAGAAAAACUCCCCAUCUACACAGUACUGUAACAGCAUUCAGUCUGUGUUCUUGGGCAUUCUGUCAGUGAUGCUGAUCUCUGCCUUCUUCCAGAAACUUGUGACAGCUGGUAUUGUGGAGAAUGAGUGGAAAAGAAUGUGUACCAGAUCCAAAUCUAAUGUGGUUCUGCUGUCAGCUGGAGAAAAAAAUGAGCAGACGAUUAAAAUGAAAGAAGAAAUCAUUGAGCUAAGUGGAGUAUCUUCCCAAACAAAGAAUGAAGAGGAAAUUGAAAUUAUUCCAGUGCAGGAGGAAGAAGAAGAAGAAGCAGAAAUAAAUUUUCCAGCACCUCCCCAAGAGCAGGAAUCCUUGCCAGUGGAAAAUGAGAUCUCUCCUUAAACUCUUUUCUUUUCUAAGCAUUAUUGUUUAGAGAGCUUCCAAGACACAUAGUUACCCUCAUCUCUUGUGGCCUUCCACAAUCUAUUCUCCAUAUUUUCACAGCUUAUCUUUGCAUAGAGAAGCCAUAUCUAGCUCUCCUUCACAUUUGGAGAAUGCAGUGAUUAUAAAAGAUUGUCUUUUUCCUUGCUUAGGGAGUCUUACACUGGCAGAAGCGCUGAAGAACCCAAUUCUCAUUCACCUUUUCCUUGGAUGUGUGUAAUGGUUUUCCACAUUUCCUCCAUCAGCAGUUACAGCAGAGGGAAAAGACACAUGAUUGUUCUCUCCAUCUCUGAACUCUCUGACUCCUUCUUCAUGUUUGGUGGAGUCCCUUUUGCAUUAUUGUCUUAAGGAAUAUGAGAGAAAUUGUUUAAUGAGAAUUGUUUUAAUAAUGAGAGAAAAUGAGACACCUAUAUGCCUGUGGGGAAGGCACAAAAUAUGGCAUGUUCUUCAAGCUUCUGUGUCCCACUUGGGAAGCUGUGAAAGGCCUAGUCCUAAGUCUGUCUCUGUACAAAAAGCAUAGCUUACACAUAAGCAAGUUUCAUGUCUUAACUUUGCCCAUCUCCAGUUUCUUGGCUUCUGGUCACAUCGUUUAUGUACUUGUAUUCUUUAUUCAAGAGAAAGAAGAAUGGUGAGACAGAAAUGUAAUGGGUUCCCAGAUCUCAAAUCCUAAGCAACAGCUGUGCUUUGAGAUUCUUUCCAAAUGACAGAGUAGUUUAUGAAAUAGUUUCAUUUGGUCUUUCAUGAU
Molecule: messenger RNA, 1779 nt
Organism: Mus caroli (Ryukyu mouse)
Lineage: Eukaryota; Metazoa; Chordata; Mammalia; Rodentia; Muridae
Gene: Ms4a1
Product: membrane spanning 4-domains A1
Biological process (GO): cell surface receptor signaling pathway
Cellular component (GO): external side of plasma membrane; plasma membrane
Source: RefSeq, a predicted model, not a curated record